GCGCACGGCCUGCCGGGAGGGGACAAGUGUCUGGCGGCCCGGUCCAAUGGGUGCCCGCUCUCAAGAAGAGGGCGGAGGAGAGGAGGAAGGAGGCGGACUCUGGGCCCGGUCCCCAUUCAUUGCUGCUGCCGACUGGGUGGGGGUCUUGUCUUUUUGGGAGUCAUGGAGGCGCUAAUUCCUGUUAUCAAUAAGCUCCAGGACGUCUUCAAUACCGUGGGAGCCGAUAUCAUCCAGCUGCCCCAGAUCGUGGUGGUGGGAACGCAGAGCAGUGGAAAAAGCUCAGUGUUAGAAAGCCUCGUAGGGAGAGACCUGCUUCCCAGAGGUACUGGUAUUGUCACUCGGAGGCCUCUCAUCCUGCAGCUGGUCCAUGUUGCACCAGAAGAUAAACGAAAAACAACAGGAGAAGAAAAUGACCCUGCUACAUGGAAAAACUCAAGACACCUUUCUAAAGGAGUUGAAGCAGAAGAAUGGGGUAAAUUUCUCCACACCAAAAAUAAGGAGCCAGCUGGAUAUUAACAAUAAGAAGAGUGUAACUGAUUCAAUUCGUGAUGAAUAUGCUUUUCUUCAAAAGAAAUAUCCAUCUCUGGCCAACAGAAAUGGAACAAAGUAUCUUGCUAGGACUCUAAACAGGUUAUUGAUGCAUCACAUCAGAGACUGCUUACCAGAGCUGAAAACAAGAAUAAAUGUUCUAGCUGCUCAGUAUCAGUCUCUUCUAAAUAGCUAUGGGGAACCUGUGGACGACAAAAGUGCUACUUUACUCCAGCUUAUUACCAAAUUUGCCACAGAAUACUGCAACACUAUUGAAGGGACUGCAAAAUAUAUUGAAACUUCAGAGCUAUGUGGUGGUGCUAGAAUAUGCUAUAUUUUCCAUGAGACUUUUGGACGAACCUUAGAAUCUGUUGACCCCCUAGGUGGCCUUAAUACAAUUGACAUUUUGACUGCCAUCAGAAAUGCUACUGGACCGCGGCCUGCUUUAUUUGUGCCUGAGGUUUCAUUUGAAUUACUGGUCAAGAGGCAAAUCAAACGUCUGGAGGAGCCUAGCCUCCGUUGUGUGGAACUGGUUCAUGAGGAAAUGCAGAGGAUCAUUCAGCACUGUAGUAAUUACAGCACACAGGAAUUGUUGCGAUUUCCUAAACUUCAUGAUGCUAUAGUUGAAGUAGUGACUUGUCUUCUUCGUAAAAGGUUGCCUGUUACAAAUGAAAUGGUGCAUAACUUAGUAGCAAUUGAGCUGGCUUACAUCAACACAAAACAUCCAGACUUUGCUGAUGCUUGUGGGCUAAUGAAUAAUAAUAUAGAGGAACAAAGGAGAAACCGGCUAGCAAGAGAAUUGCCUUCAUCUGUAUCACGAGACAAGUCUUCUAAAGUUCCAAGUGCUUUGGCACCUGCCUCCCAGGAGCCCUCCCCUGCUGCUUCUGCUGAGGCUGAUGGCAAGUUAAUUCAGGACAGCAGAAGAGAAACUAAAAAUGUUGCAUCUGGCAGUGGUGGGGUAGGAGAUGCUGUUCAAGAACCAACAACUGGCAACUGGAGAGGAAUGUUGAAAACUUCAAAGGCUGAAGAAUUAUUAGCUGAAGAGAAAUCAAAACCAAUUCCAAUUAUGCCAGCUAGUCCACAAAAAGGCCACGCUGUCAAUUUGCUGGAUGUGCCAGUUCCGGUUGCACGAAAACUAUCUGCCCGCGAACAGCGAGAUUGCGAGGUGAUUGAACGACUCAUCAAAUCCUAUUUUCUGAUUGUCAGAAAGAAUAUUCAGGACAGUGUGCCAAAAGCAGUGAUGCAUUUUUUGGUUAAUCAUGUGAAAGAUACUCUUCAGAGUGAGUUAGUAGGACAACUGUAUAAAUCAUCCUUAUUGGAUGAUCUUCUGACAGAAUCAGAGGACAUGGCACAGCGUAGGAAAGAAGCAGCUGAUAUGUUAAAGGCAUUGCAAGGAGCCAGUCAAAUUAUUGCUGAAAUUCGAGAGACUCAUCUUUGGUGAAGAGAACUAGAUAAAACUAGAGACUAUUGACUCAAUUCAAUAGCUACUUCAGUAGAAUUUUAUUUAUGAACUCCUGUAUAUUGCAUUGAUAUGAUGCUCAUGUGAGGACUGGCUAUAAAUGGAAAAGUGUUCUUUGUAUUACAGAACAAAUUAUACAUUUAGUCCAAAUAAUAAAUGGCUGUUUCUAAGGUUUCCCAGUACAUAUAAAAUACAUCAAGUCCGUGACAG
Molecule: messenger RNA, 2197 nt
Organism: Elephantulus edwardii (Cape elephant shrew)
Lineage: Eukaryota; Metazoa; Chordata; Mammalia; Macroscelidea; Macroscelididae
Gene: DNM1L
Product: dynamin 1-like
Exons: 17
Coding region: 368-1969 (533 amino acids)
Biological process (GO): mitochondrial fission; mitochondrial fragmentation involved in apoptotic process
Cellular component (GO): mitochondrion; cytoplasm; membrane
Molecular function (GO): GTPase activity; microtubule binding; GTP binding
Source: RefSeq, a predicted model, not a curated record